Messenger RNA from Morone saxatilis (striped sea-bass), 1084 nucleotides. RefSeq names its product transmembrane protein 54a (gene tmem54a). The record is from RefSeq and is a predicted model, not a curated record. The transcript has 6 exons. Bases 125 to 874 code for a protein of 249 amino acids. Lineage: Eukaryota; Metazoa; Chordata; Actinopteri; Moronidae.
UAUUCCGCAGGUGAGCGGCAGUCAGGAAGACAACGACCCAGCAAAAGCGGAGUGUCAACUCAGAAAUGAAUUUAAUAUAAAUUGUACACUAAUGUGAUCUGAGCGGACAUUAAACAAAUCCACCAUGGUGAAUGCAGGAGUAUGCUGUGCCAACCUCAAGGACAACAAAGCCCUGAUGAAGAUGGGGCUGGGGCUGGUGCUGGUGGGACAUGUCAACUUUCUUCUUGGAGCACUGGUGCAUGGCGCCGUGCUCAGGCACAUCAACGUGCACGCUCAGGCCCGCACCAUGGUGUACGCCAUCUCUAAUGUCAUUGCUAUUGUGGAAGGCUUGGGAGGAUUAUUAGUGGGAAUAACGGCCAUUUGUCUUGGGUCCAAAAACAAGGAAAAACAGGGAUUCCUGCAGUGGGUAUUAUUGGUCUUCAGCUUCCUGGCAGGUCUCUUGGCAGUUGCCUCCUCCGUGGGCUUGUCAGUUUCUGUGGUGAAAGCCAUUAUUCACAAAAGAAAGAGCCUGCUAACGCACUGCACAUUUUCUGAUGAUGAUGUUGGCUCCUCUUCCAGCAUCACAUACGAAUGCCCCUUUGACCCUACCCGUAUUUAUGGGACCACAAUAAUCCUGUGGGUGCCUCUAAUCUUGAUGUCCGUGAUGGAAAUGGUUUUCUCCUUUCGCUGCUUUGCUGUCUGUACUUCAUUCCUCUACCUUUGUCCGUGCAGGAGGAGGCCGACCCAGGCCAAGAGGGUGCGUAUCCAGAGAACUGUAGAAACUUCAUCAUUGCCUCCAGCACGAGAUCUAGAGAGCGAUGAUACAGCUGAGCCAGCAGAACAGGAUGAACUGCUGGACUCGGUCACUGCAGUGGAGCAGAGUGAAUGGCUCUGAACGCGCUAAACCUAACGAUAGGUUGCAAACUGCUUCAUCUGUGAAGUUGCUGUGUUGAGUGUAUCUGUUACACGUUAAAUGUCUGAAGACAUUUGUGGGACUUCAAUCAGCAAAGACACUGGUAUUUUCUUUUCUUCUUUAUCUAAAGGAACCUUUUAAAAAUACUGUCAGUUUGGAUUGAAAUGUAAGAAUUUGUAUUGUGGUAUUGUC